AUGGAGCGCUUCCUACGUCUCGGUGGUCUCAGCGGCCUCAGCGGUUCUCAGUUCAGCAGCACGAAUCCUGUGGAUAGCAAUCAAGUGGAUACAUCCGAAACGGUCUACAUAUCCUCGCUUGCUCUGUUGAAAAUGUUAAAGCAUGGUCGAGCCGGUGUGCCCAUGGAGUUCAGCAGCACAAAUCCUGUGGAUAGCAAUCAAGUGGAUACAUCCGAAACGGUCUACAUAUCAUCGCUUGCUUUGCUGAAAAUGCUAAAGCAUGGCCGAGCCGGCGUACCCAUGGAGGUUAUGGGACUAAUGCUGGGCGAAUUUGUGGAUGAAUAUACAGUAAACGUUAUUGAUGUCUUCGCAAUGCCACAAUCAGGCACGGGAGUUUCGGUCGAAGCAGUGGACCCGGUGUUUCAAGCCAAGAUGCUUGAUAUGUUGAGGCAAACUGGACGGCCUGAAAUGGUUGUUGGCUGGUACCACUCACAUCCCGGAUUUGGAUGCUGGCUCUCCGGCGUCGAUAUUAAUACGCAGCAGAGCUUUGAAGCUCUUUCUGAUCGCGCAGUUGCUGUUGUCGUUGAUCCGAUUCAGUCCGUCAAGGGCAAGGUUGUUAUCGAUGCUUUCCGGACAAUCAAUCCGCAAUCAAUAGCUCUGAAUCAGGAGCCACGACAAACCACCUCAAAUCUCGGACAUCUGCAAAAGCCCUCCAUCCAGGCACUGAUCCAUGGCCUGAAUCGGCACUAUUAUUCAAUACCAAUCAACUACAGAACACAUGAACUGGAACAAAAGCUUCGUUCACCAGCGCUUUUUUUUCAGGAUUUGGAGGAACAAGAAAAAAUGACGGAGGAACAGCUAGCAAUAAAAAAUGUUGGAAAGCAGGACCCGAAACGGCAUCUUGGCGAAACAGUGAACGAAAUGCUCGCCGAUAAUAUUGUGCAAAGUCUUGCAUCAAUGCUCGAUACGUCAUCAUUUCAGUGA
Gongylonema pulchrum is the source of this 963-nucleotide messenger RNA. The record is from the annotation of a GenBank genome assembly. NCBI's taxonomy places the organism in Eukaryota, Metazoa, Nematoda, Chromadorea, Rhabditida, Gongylonematidae.